Molecule: messenger RNA, 2043 nt
Organism: Wyeomyia smithii (pitcher-plant mosquito)
Lineage: Eukaryota; Metazoa; Arthropoda; Insecta; Diptera; Culicidae
Exons: 1
Coding region: 1-2043 (680 amino acids)
Molecular function (GO): nucleic acid binding; zinc ion binding
Source: RefSeq, a predicted model, not a curated record
AUGGAGCUGAAUGCCCUGGUGGAAGGGUUCGAGAGAAUUAUACAGACUCUCGAUCAGGUGGUGCAAUUAGCCGAUUUCAAGGACCUUUUACUUGUUAAUAUCCUUACGGCACGGCUCGAUCCCGUUACUCGGAGGGGGUGGGAGGAGAUGUCGGCAUCACGUGAGAAGGAUUCUUUGGUAGACCUGCUUGAUUUCCUUCACCGUAAAAUACAGGUUUUGCAGUGCCUCCCACAGCGGCCCGUGGAUAACAAGGGAAUUCAACAGCACCAACCGCAGCAAAAACAAAAAGAGUUUUUGAUGACCAGGACAAACUGCAAUUCAUCUCAAGUGUCUGGAGGACGCUGUGUAGCUUGCUCGUCGAACCACCCUCUCUACCAAUGUAAUACUUUCCAACACAUGAAUGUGGCCGACAGAGAUGCUUUACUGAAAUCUAACUCGUUAUGCCGAAACUGCUUCAGGGCAGGUCACAUGGCUAAAGAUUGCCAAUCCAAAUAUUCUUGCCGUAAUUGCAAGAGUCGCCACCACACAUUGGUCUGUUUCAAACCGGAAAGGAAUCGUGAUGCAAAGGUUUCAGCUGCUUCUCGUGCUGACAAGCCAGCUAUGCAGGACGAAUCAUCUCAAGUGGCAAACCUGGCUGCCACUAACGUGUUCGUUUCGGGUGCAGAACAUCAAUAUUCUGCUAUGGUUCUGUUAGCUACAGCUGUCGUCAUAAUCGAGGAUGAUGACGGUAACCGGUAUCCUGCCCGCGCUUUACUAGAUUCUGGAUCGGAAAGCAACUUCGUCACUGAACGAUUGAGUCAAAGGCUGAAGGUGAGCCGCGAUCGAAUGGAAGUCUCAGUCCUUGGCAUUGGACAUACGACUACCAAGGUUAAGCAAAAAAUUCGAGCUACGAUACGUUCCCGUAUAUCAUCAUUUUCAAGAGAAUUAAACUUUUUAGUACUUCCGAAGGUCACGGUGAAUCUUCCUACCAGCAAUAUAAAUACGGAGCGGUGGGAGAUUCCGAACGGAGUGCAAUUGGCAGAUCCGACAUUUUUCGAGUCUAAAGCGGUGGACUUGGUACUGGGCAUAGAGGCCUUCUUCGAUUUUUUCGAGACUGGUAGAAGGAUUUCUCUGGGACAACAUAUGCCAACACUCAGUGAAUCCGUUUUCGGUUGGGUUGCCUGCGGCGGGCAUACACAUCAAACACAGUCUCUUCAAAUCAAAUGCAAUCUUUCAGCGGUGGAUAGUUUGGACAAAUUGAUCACCCGGUUUUGGUCUUGCGAGGAAAUAGAGUCUGGUAAGGCUCUUUCAUUGGAGGAAAAGCGUUGCGAAGAGCUGUUUUCGCAAACGAUCAAACGUAACUCUGACGGUAGGUACACCGUCUCCUUAUCAAAGGAUGAAGCCAUUCUCUCAAGGUUAGGCGAGUCACGGGACAUCGCAUUUCGGCGGCUUCAAGGGACGGAGCGUAGAUUGGCCAGAGACGAGUCACUACACGAACAAUACACAAAUUUCAUGCAGGAAUACUUGCAGCUCGGGCAUAUGCGGAAGGUCGAAGAGGCUGAGGUGGAUACAAUUAAGCGAUGCUACCUACCUCAUCAUCCGGUGGUCAAGGAGUCCAGCACCACCACCAAAGUUCGAGUGGUCUUUGACGCUUCCUGUAAAACGACUUCUGGGGAGUCGUUGAACGAUUUGUUACUGGUGGGGCCAGUGAUCCAAGAAGAUCUCCGAUCCAUAAUCCUUCGUAGUCGAACGAAGCAAAUAAUGCUGGUGUCCGACGUGGAAAAAAUGUUCCGUCAACUUAAGGUGUGUCAGGAAGACCGCCCAUUGCAAUGUAUCCUGUGGCGCUCGUCUCCAAUUCAUGAUGUUGACACCUACGAACUGAAUACCGUGACGUACGGUACCAAACCUGCACCAUUCUUGGCGACCAGGACGCUGAAACAACUGGCGGUAGACGAGGAGGAUAAUUUUACGUUCGCUGCAAGGGCUAUUAUGGAGGAUACAUACAUGGACGAUGUAAUAACAGGGUCGGAUGAUCCGGAAUCGGCACGAACUUUGCGGGUUUAA